Dreissena polymorpha is the source of this 2591-nucleotide messenger RNA. RefSeq names its product cholinesterase 2-like. Lineage: Eukaryota; Metazoa; Mollusca; Bivalvia; Myida; Dreissenidae. Gene Ontology annotation, cellular component: synapse; cell surface. The record is from RefSeq and is a predicted model, not a curated record. The transcript is spliced from 3 exons. Gene Ontology annotation, biological process: neuron cell-cell adhesion; presynaptic membrane assembly; chemical synaptic transmission. Gene Ontology annotation, molecular function: signaling receptor activity; neurexin family protein binding. The coding region runs from base 508 to 2253 and encodes 581 amino acids.
GAUGCAUCAUGUGUUCAUUAAAGCAUGCGGAAAAAAAUGAAAUUAACUGCAGAACAACGGUAAAGAAUUUAAUAAUUGUGCUGUUUCGUUUUUUUCUUCUUGCACCUUUAAAAUGAAUAAGACGCUGUUAAUAUUGUGUUUACUUUAAAAUUGAAAUCAAACUGGAAACGUGAUAACUUGAUUAUGAUAAAGUGUGUUUUUGCACUGGAAGAAGUUUCCUGAUUGCUUUCUUUAUCUGCGCGGCUGGCGAUCGAUUGUGGUAUAAAUGUAAGACAGGAAUCCAUUUUCUGAGAUAAACAAACAGAUGUACAACAAUUUAAAAUAAGUGAAGUUUAUAAAAUAGGACAAACGUUUAAAUUGCGAAGCCUCCUUGUGGAAUUUUUAUCCAUAACAAUAUUCGGAACAUGAUAACGAUUCGACAACUAGAUACAUGUGAACCUACUUGUAUCAGACGGUCAUAGUAAUUGUAAGUUCAUUUCAAACAGGAUUGAAACACACACUUACAUUAUGCGGAAAAAUAGCGUUAUUGUUUUGCUGAUGCUUGUUUUAGUUGUAAACGCAGCGUACUGUUUUACCGUUAAAACGCCCGUUGGAUCUAUUUCUGGGCUAGAGGAGACACUGACAGUAGACGGACGCCAGUACCGGAUGUCAAAAUUCCUCAGUAUUCCAUUCGCAGAGUCAACAGCAGGUGAAAAUCGCUUCAUGAAGCCCAUCCCAAAGGCGCCAUUUUCGAGCACGUUCGAUGCCACUCAGCUGCCCAUGGCGUGUUAUCCAUCAUAUAAUGAGGCUGAACAGAAGUUAGACAAAUAUGUCAACUUUACGGAAGAUUGCUUAACACUCAAUGUGUUCGUGCCUCAUACUUUUGAGAAGAACGUGUCGCUUCCGGUUAUGGUUUGGAUCUACGGAGGCGCAUUUGUGGAGGGUGCCAGUGUGAUAUUUCCCGCGGAAGGCAUUAGUACCAUUGGUGACGGCAUUGUGGUCACAUUAAAUUAUAGACUUGGAAUGUUCGGAUUCAUUCAAAGCACGGACGGGAAACUUCCUGGUAACCAGGGUCUUUGGGAUCAGCACCUAGGGAUCAAAUGGGUCCACGAUAACAUAAAAGCGUUCACCGGAAACCCCAAUGACGUCACCAUAUUUGGAGAGUCGGCGGGUGGCGCAUCUGUUGUGUACCAGGCCUUAUAUCCGGGUAACCAAGGCUUCUUCCAGCGCGUGAUUGCUCAGAGUGGCUCCGCUUUGGCCUACUGGGCAAGUCAUGAAUUACCGAACGCAGAGGCUUUCAUCACUAAGAAGGGUUGCGACCAGGCUCCGGACCCAAUAGAAUGCCUUCGCGCCCUCACCCCCGGGCAACUUCAAGACAACGACACUUUACCAUGGGCACCGUUUGUAGACAAAGACUUUGUGAUCGCUUCGCCAAAAGAUAUUGUUUAUGGAACUGACUCAACAACUUCAAGCGCCCGCAAUUUCUUCGCAUCGUUAGACUUCAUGACUGGUGUGAAUAAUUUCGACGGCGCUUUAUAUCUCAGAGACGUCUGGCCAAACAUCCUGCACUAUUCAGAUAUGAACACGUUUGUCUUAACAAGAGACGAGUUUAUUAGGAUCGCAAUUCCAGCAGUGGUCAUUGACAUCAUCAAACCCAAGAACAUCCGAACUGCUCUAAUUGCCGAGGAGUUACUGAAUAUACAAUACACGGACUGGCAGCAUCCGAAUGACAGCGCCACCUUGCGGUUCAGUCUCACCAACAUGUCCAGUGACGUGGCGUUCUUCUACCCAGCAGUUUCCACGGUGAAGGGCCACGCGUUGCUCGGAAAGGGAAAGUCGUACUUGUACGAACUGAGCGUUGUCCCAACCACACAUGCCUUACAGACACCAAACUGGAUAUCCGGUUCAAACCACGCAGACGACAUUCAGUACGUGUUCGGGUAUCCGCUUUACGCCGGACCUCGCAGUACCGGAAACUACACGGAGGAGGAGCGACGACUUGCCAGGGGCAUGGUUACCAUGUGGACGAACUUCGCCAAGUCAGGGGAUCCAAACAAACCGGAAGAUGCCCGUCAGUUCACCAACGCCACGUGGGCCGAGUAUGACCUUGACUUUCAGAGCUUCCUACAGUUCACCUAUCAGGGAGCACUUCCGGGGUCCCAAUUCCAAGCGCGCCGGAUGCAGCUUUGGUCAGACCUCCUGCCCACUUCUUCCAAGAGAUUCCAAGGGAUUCCAUGGAUAGCUCAGCUUUCUUUCGAUGUACAUUGGAAUUAACGAGUACAUAUGUUUGUACAAAAUGAUGGUCACAACACGAUAGCUUUCAUUACAAAUUUACGUCAUAAACGUUGUGAAGACAAACUACAAUUUCAAAUGAAAUAAUGUAAUAGUAAAGGCAGCAAAACUAUGAUAUUUUCGAACUAAAAGGUCAAUAAACGACUUUACCUGUGCAAAUAUUGUCGAUUUUAUUAAAACAUAUCGGUGCAAAUUUCCAAAGUUUGAACCGACGGUAACUUUCCGACUUAUGUUAACCUGUAUAUAUAUGUUUAUUACACUAUGUGGAUUUGGUAAGUUAUUUAAGAAUUUUUGAUUUAAUAAAAUGAAUGUAUACAUUU